AUGGCCAAAGACGCUCUUGACGCUGUGAUCAAGGAACCUGAGAACGAAGAACUUUUAACAAUCAUUGAAGGCGAAGAAAAAGAGUUAACAGAAAUUGAGUCAAAAUUACAAAAUUUACAGGAGGAUUGGAAUCCAGCCAAUGACGAAAUUGUGAAGCAAAUUAUGUCCGAAGAUACACUCUUACAAAAAGAAAUCACGAAGAGGUCAAAGAUUUGUAAAAACUUGAUUGCCACAAUAAAGGACUCAGUGUGCCCAAAAAAUAUGAACGAAUUUCUAGUAUGUAAUCUGAACAGCAAGAGUUUUUUUUUUGUUAUUAUACUAACAUGA
This is a messenger RNA of Saccharomyces mikatae IFO 1815, 327 nucleotides long. RefSeq names its product Hop2p (gene HOP2). The transcript has a single exon. Bases 1 to 327 code for a protein of 108 amino acids. The record is from RefSeq and is a predicted model, not a curated record. Lineage: Eukaryota; Fungi; Ascomycota; Saccharomycetes; Saccharomycetales; Saccharomycetaceae.